CGGCUGGAGAUGCCCUGAGACACUCCACUCCCCCACCAUCUCUCUUCCCCCGCCGCCACCUCCCUUCCUCCACCGCCGCCGCCGCCCACAUUUCAACAAACCCCGCCUUCUCCUUGCAAAUACAGCAGCAACUGGCCGGACGCCUCGACCCGCCUUCGCUUGGCUCCUCUUCCGAAUCUGCGCCGCCGCAUUUGCUGCUCGUCUUCCCCGUGCGUGCGGGGGGAAGGUGGCCGGACUCGAGGAGCACGGUGGUCGCCGGGCUCGACGGCCAACACUUUCUCAAACCUUACCAGCGAUAGCUAAUUGUGACAGAGUGCUGCGAAUGGCUUCCAAGCUUCAGCUCCUGUCCUUCAUUGCCACCAGAGUUGUUAUUGCUUCACUCUUCCACCCUUGUGCAUCCAUUCAGAUCCACCAUGAGCUCUCCGGCUGGUCCGAUGGCAUCGCUACUUGGUAUGGUGACGCCAAUGGCGCGGGAAGUGAAGGUGGCGCUUGCGGGUACCAGUAUGCUGUCGACCAGUCGCCGUUCUCAUCCAUGAUUGCCGCUGGCGGCCCUGUCAUAUACGACUCUGGCGAUGGCUGUGGCGCGUGCUACCGGGUGGUCUGCGGUGGCAAUCAAGCUUGCUCUGGUAUUCCGGUGACCGUCGUCAUCACAGACCAGGGCCCUGGUGGCGGCCCAUGCCUGAGCGGGUUAGUCGAUGGACAGUGCCAGAAUGAGGCAGCGCACUUCGACAUGAGCGGGACAGCAUUCGGCGCCAUGGCGAAACCUGGCCAAGCUGACCAGCUCCGCGGCGCUGGCCUCAUCCAAAUCCAGUACACCCGCGUGACCUGUGACUGGACUGGAGUAGGCCUGACCUUCAAAGUGGACAGCGGCUCGAACCCGAACUACCUCGCCAUCCUGGUCGAGUACGAGGACGGCGACAGCGACCUCUACGCCGUCGACAUCAUGCAGAGCGGUGCCGGGGCAACCGGAGUGUGGAUCCCGAUGCAGCAGUCCUGGGGCGCGGUGUGGAAGCUUUCCGGCUCCACCCUCCAGGGGCCCUUCUCCAUCCGGCUGACUUUCAGGUCCGGCAAGAUGCUCGUCGCCGGCAACGCCAUACCCACCGGGUGGAACCCCGGCGUGGCAUACCAGCCGGGCGGCGUGGCGGUGAGGGAAAGGGCGAGCGACGGUCGCCGGCGCUAUGGGUUUGAAGGGAGGUUGGGCUGGCUGUGUCACCUCCUGCUGUUGCUGAUGGUAUUGUUCCAGCUGUGA
This is a messenger RNA of Triticum dicoccoides, 1249 nucleotides long. RefSeq names its product expansin-B12-like. The record is from RefSeq and is a predicted model, not a curated record. NCBI's taxonomy places the organism in Eukaryota, Viridiplantae, Streptophyta, Magnoliopsida, Poales, Poaceae. The transcript has 5 exons. Gene Ontology annotation, cellular component: extracellular region. The coding region runs from base 323 to 1249 and encodes 308 amino acids.